UACUACGGCAACACUUCCACACCAAAUUUGGACUAUUUCAAUGAAAAAGGUGUUCAGGCCGGGCGUUGCGGAUGGUGGCUCAGGCCCAUCAUUUGAUCAAUACAUUCACAACAGAGCAUGGGAGGAAACUCAUGGUAUUGUCGCCAAUGAGAUGUGGGAUCCCAAUUUGGGGGAGAGAUUCUUCAUGAACACCACAAAGAGCGAUUUCUUCCAAGAAGCGGAGCCCAUAUGGGGUACUACGAGCAGACUCGGUAUCAAGUCAGUUUGUAUCAAUUGGGUGGGCUGCGAUAAAGUCGUUCAAGGAAUGCAGCCGACGUAUCAUUUCCCAUACAACCAGAGCCUGGGAUUUCACGAACGAACCAACAAGCUGGUGAAUAUCAUGGUAGAGGAUGAGGAUGUCAGGCUGGCCCUGCUGUACUUCGAUGAACCAGAUCACUCGGGGCAUCGGUAUGGGCCAGGAACUGAGGAAACACUAGCCGCAGUGCGACGGGUAGACAGCGCCAUUGGAGUACUGCGGGAUAGACUACACGAGAUUCAAGGGGAGGUCAAUGUCAUCCUCACCAGUGAUCACGGCAUGACGUGGGCCACCAAUCCUGGAAUCAACCUGGCAGACGGUGUUGAUCCGGAGAUAGUGAAUAUUACGACCACGGGGCCUGUGACCCACAUCUGGCCACACGAUGCACACCAAGCUGAGUCAAUCCGAGCGUCUUUGGAGAAGUCUGCUGCUGGUCAUAUGGUAUGCUACCUCCGAGAGAACCUCCCUUGUCGCUGGCAUUACCAAACAAAUGAUAGGAUACCUCCAGUGGUCUGCGUCUGUGAUGAGGGUUGGACCACAUACUUGGGCGAUCAUUUUGACGGCUUGGGUGACCAUGGGUAUGACAACAG
Molecule: messenger RNA, 885 nt
Organism: Perkinsus marinus ATCC 50983
Lineage: Eukaryota; Perkinsozoa; Perkinsida; Perkinsidae
Product: Ectonucleotide pyrophosphatase/phosphodiesterase, putative
Exons: 9
Source: RefSeq, a predicted model, not a curated record